Messenger RNA from Neohortaea acidophila, 897 nucleotides. Its product is annotated as putative glucosamine 6-phosphate acetyltransferase. The record is from RefSeq and is a predicted model, not a curated record. Gene Ontology annotation, cellular component: endoplasmic reticulum; endoplasmic reticulum-Golgi intermediate compartment; Golgi apparatus. The transcript is spliced from 2 exons. The coding region runs from base 101 to 622 and encodes 173 amino acids. Gene Ontology annotation, biological process: UDP-N-acetylglucosamine biosynthetic process. Gene Ontology annotation, molecular function: monosaccharide binding; glucosamine 6-phosphate N-acetyltransferase activity. NCBI's taxonomy places the organism in Eukaryota, Fungi, Ascomycota, Dothideomycetes, Mycosphaerellales, Teratosphaeriaceae.
CACAUUGCAGUCAGGACAAUGCAAACUCAAUAAUCGACUACAUCUCAUGUGCAGGUACUCUUACAGCUACUAGAAACGACACCGCAUUGUAUUCAGGACAAUGGCGUCUUCUGGUCUCUUCUCGCCCAGACUAAUAGACAAGUCUGUCUCAGAGUCUUUUCCACCGUCCUAUUCCGUGCGGCCACUUUCGAGAGACGACUAUAACAAAGGCUUCUUCGAAUGUCUACAUUCCCUCACAUGGACCGGAGAUGUGUCCAACGACCGCUUCGUCGAGCAGUUCGAUUGGAUGGCAGGGAAGGACAUCUUCUACGUCGUUGUGAUCGAGCAUGACGAUAAAGUAAUCGGUACUGGGGUCAUCAUGGUUGGGCGCAAGUACAUAUGGGAUUUGGCGCGGCAAGGGCACAUUGAAGAUGUAUCCAUUAGCGAUGCCCAUCAGGGCAAGGGGCUUGGCAAGCUUCUUUUAAAAACCCUUGCCUCGAUUGGCCAUAACGUUGGCUGCGGCAAGAUCAUUUUGAAUUGCAGCGAGGAGAAGAAGGGAUUCUACGAAAAUUGUGGCUAUGAACACAAUGGUCUUCAGAUGAGCUUGAACUUGCCAGGAUUUACGGAAGAGCCACCGCAAUAGCGGAUGCAUCUUCCUCCAUUUACACCGAUACGAAGACCCGCGGAUGUGCCCCAGCCUGGUCAUGUUCUUCUCCAUCAAAGCACACGUUUUUUCGGAGCAGAUGACAUUGACACAUGUCAACAUCUCGAACGGACCCCGGGCUCUUAAGCAGGAUGUCAGCAGCUCUUCAUGCGUCGGGUAAUCAUGAUGAGCGUCAAGCGAUGGCCACGGGUAUACAUGCUCGAGCAUGAACCAAAUGCAACUCUUCAGUACUACGAUCGAUUGUAUAACCAUCU